AUGUUCUCGCCGCCACGCCGUGAGAAGGCACGAGCCGAAAUCGAAUUACCAAAGGGGGAUUGUCGAUAUAUCCUACUUCAUCCCAAGCACCAAGGUAUGCGCUGUGCCUGCGUAGGUUUCGCUUUGAACCGAUCCAUACCGGGCAGUACGUGCGAAUGUGGUCACCAAGCUUGCUAUCACGCAGUGAAAAAGGAAACUGGCGUUGUGGAAAGACAAGAGAUGGAACAUCUGAAGGCGCUAGUUGCUUCGCUGCAGAGACAAUUGGAAUGCGAAAAACAGCAGAGAUUGGAGAGGCAAGCUCAGACCGAGGAAUUGCUGGAUAAGAAUAAAACGGAGAUGGAUGCUGGGUUCAAGGGUGUGUAUCGCGACAUGGGUGGUCUGUGGCAUCAUGUUGGAAUAUUGAAUAAACGGAUGCCAUAUUUUCAGGACAGUAUAGAAGGGUUGGUGGAUGAUUCGCAGAGGAUGCGUAGUCAGUUGAUAGAGGUCGAUCAUGCAUCGAUACGUCUAGAGGAGAGAGUCGAGGUCUUGGAAAGUUCAAUAUCGACUACUCUUCCCCGCCGGAGAAAAGCUUCCACCCCACCAUCGACAGAAGUCGACGACGAAUCCAAAGAGCAGGAGCCUACUCAAACAUCGUCAGUAUCAUCCGAUGAAGAUAAGACACUGCAGCAUCUCGAAACGGGCCAUGAAUCCUCGCAUGUGGAAUCUUUCAGAUCACGAGUCUCCUCGGUAGGAGAGGACCCAUCGGCUUGGACUGUUCAUGUUUCUCUCUUACCCAAACAUACACAGCCAUUUCCAUUUGAGAAAGACACAGCGGCGUACAAACGAUGUUUGUCUCGUGGACUCCAUCAAGUAGUCGUCAUCCCAGACUCGGACAGUCUAUCAUUCAAAAACGCAGUAAGCGAAGCAUUCGCAAAUAUCCUCCAAGGUCGAGAAUGGCAACCAUUAGUAGCACGAAUCUGCGAUGCAAAGAAUCUGUGCGGCCUCCCGAUGCUCCGCCAACUAGAAGAACCUCUCCUCUGCAUGGACUACGAUAAAGAAUUCCUACAACAGAACUGCGCCGUGGUCGAUGAAUCCGGAAAAAUCCUAGACUUGUACAUCGCUAUGACGAACGAUACCCUAUCAUGGGACGCAAUUCGCGGAGUAGAACCAUUCAAGCCAGGACUGGAAGCAGCAUGGAUCCACGAUCCGCUUCUGGACUUGGAAACGAAUAGCUUAUCGGCUUCAGGACAGCUAAAUGGAAAUGCGGAUAAACCAGCAGCUGGAGACAUCGUCCCGCCAUGGUCACCAUCACUUAAACGCAGUGCUUCCGAGAUCUCACGAACUCCGAGUUUUGGCUCAUCAACAGACGGCGAAAAUGGAAGAGCGGGAACGAAACUAAGACGGCAGUGCAAAGGAGCAGGUGCGGAAAUUGUCGAGAGGAGAGCAGAAGCUGUUUGA
Molecule: messenger RNA, 1437 nt
Organism: Hymenoscyphus albidus
Lineage: Eukaryota; Fungi; Ascomycota; Leotiomycetes; Helotiales; Helotiaceae
Source: the annotation of a GenBank genome assembly